AAUUCGACAGCUUCCGCCCGAAGGUUCCAUGCAUCACGAAUAAACAAACAGUGCCCAUCGGGGACAAGAGCAAGAUCACGCCUGGGGAGAAUGUUAUCAAAAUAACUCCGCGUAUGAUUGUUGCCUGGCUGGUGAUUGGAUAUGCAUCAUUUGAGGCUUAUCAGAUUCUACGUAAGAGUUGGAUGCCGUUAGAAAUCAGUUUCCAGGAGUUCUCUGACACCUUAUUGAGGAACCAUGAGGUCCAUCAUCUCGAAGUCGUGAACUCGCACGAAGUACUCGUAUAUCUCAACAAGAACAAAGCCUUCACUGCCACCGGUACUUCAGAGGACAGUUUGAUUCGCUCGCGUUUGGCCAAGCGUGCAGGAGCGUCUGCGCCGCGGAACACAAACGAGUAUGCGCACCAUCAGGAUGGCACAUCUGGCGAUACUCAACCUCUGUCAAUCGAGAUCACCAACCCGACUGCCCAAGGGGAAGGUCCAUCAUGUGUGAAGCCCAGAUACGCGUUCAGUAUCGGUGCUGUCAAUGUGUUCGAAGAACAGCUGCAACAGGCUCAGGCGGCACUGGGAUACAUCAUGGAGGAUCAGGUACCGCUUACCUUCCACAGUAAGACGGACGUCACCCGUGAGUUGUUAAGUCUUCUCCCAACGCUCUUGCUGAUCGGGCUCAUGCUCUUUGGACUGCGCGGCGCCCUCGGCGGAGCGGGUGGUAUGGGCCCUGGCGGUGGUGCCGGAGGCGGAGGCGCCGGUGGUGUGUUUGGCAUGAGAAAGUCGACCGCCAAAAUGAUUACCCCAGAGACCAUCUCCAUCACGUUCAAGGAUGUUGCUGGGUGUGAAGAGGCCAAGAUUGAGAUUAUGGAGUUUGUCAAUUUCCUGAAGAAACCCGAUAUGUACCGAAAAUUGGGUGCCAAGAUUCCGAAAGGUGCUAUCCUGAGUGGACCGCCUGGAACAGGUAAGACACUUCUGGCGAAGGCUACCGCGGGAGAGGCGGGUGUACCAUUCCUGUCGAUUUCCGGUUCCGAAUUUUUGGAGAUGUUUGUCGGUGUGGGUCCGGCGCGGGUGCGGGAUCUGUUUGCUGAGGCACGGAGGAACACUCCCUGUAUCAUCUUCAUUGACGAGAUCGAUGCUGUGGGCCGUGCGCGUGGGAAGAGCGGCAAUUUCUCUGGUGGAAGUGAUGAGAGAGAAAACACGCUCAAUCAGAUGUUAGUAGAGAUGGACGGGUUCUCACCCUCUGAGGAUGUGGUGGUUCUUGCUGGUACUAAUCGAGUGGAUGUGUUGGACCCAGCGCUCUUGCGUCCUGGUCGAUUUGAUCGGCAAAUUCACGUGGAUCGCCCCGAUAUCAAAGGUCGCGCUUCUAUUUUCAAGGUACAUCUCAAGCCUAUUAAACUGGACGAGUCUGUGUCGGUAGAGGAUAUAGCGCGACAGCUGGCUGCUCUCACUCCUGGGUUCACUGGAGCAGACAUUGCGAAUAUCUGCAACGAAGCGGCGCUGAUUGCCGCCAGGGGCGCAGCCAAGUCUGUGUCUAAGACGCAUUUCGAUCAGGCCAUAGACCGAGUGAUCGCAGGGCUGGAAAAGAAGACGAAGGUGCUCUCACCCGACGAGAAGCGGACCGUGGCGUAUCACGAAGCCGGGCACGCGGUGUGUGGGUGGUAUCUGGAGCACGCCAGCCCACUUUUGAAGGUGUCCAUCAUUCCUAGAGGUCAGGGCACCCUAGGAUUUGCGCAGUACUUGCCGAAGGAUCAGUACUUGUACUCCACGGAACAGCUGCUCGAUCGCAUCUGUAUGACAUACGGUGGUCGUGUGGCGGAGGAUAUUUUCUUUGGCAGAAUCACCACAGGCGCACAGGACGAUCUCGAUAAGAUCACCAAGCUGGCCUAUUCGCAGGUCACGCUGUACGGUAUGAACAUGAAUGUGGGGCAGCUAUCGUUCCCUCAACAGGAUGGCCAGCAGUCUCUGACCAAACCUUUCAGUGAGGCGACCGCGCAGCUCAUCGACGACGAGGUGCGCAAGAUUGUCAACGAUGCGUACAAGCGCACGCACGAUCUUCUGACCGAACACAAGGGUGACGCCGAGAAAGUUGCCAAGUUGUUGCUUGAGAAGGAGGUUAUAACCCGUGAUGACAUGGUAGACCUUCUUGGGCCGCGUCCCUUUGCCGAGAAAACCUCGUAUGAAGAUAUGGUUCAAGGUACUGGAGGUCUCGAUGAAGAUACCGAAUUGCCCGAAGGACUCAAGGCUGAGAAGGAUCAGAAAGGCUACACUGGAGACAAGGAUUCCGAGGAGAAGGACGAAGAGGCGGAGGUGGAGCCUCGCUACGAACCCGAGAUCGCAUCAUGAUCUGGCCUGAUUGUAGAAGCAAAACGUGCAUUGGUCUAUGCCUGGCCCGUGAGUCAGUUUACAUGUGCGCUUGCACCAUCACUGUUUCAGAGGAAUUGCGAGCGCCCAGUAGAGUGCUGUACGGGUCAAUAUUUAGUAUUGUGUCAGGUAACUGAUAGUGGACAUGAGUGUUUCAGCAUCCAUUAGGUGUGGACUCGGCAUGCGUAUGUUCCUGGUGGGGUAUUAUAGUAAGGUCUUAUGGAUCAAUUGUGGGCUCUCAGGCCCGAGUGUGGUCGCGUAAGAGCUUUGCUUAGGAUAUCACUAGGAAGAUUGGCGCACGCGGUGAGCUUUUAGGCAAUCACACGUGCGUAGUACUGUCGGGCGAAGCAAUGGAAAUGAUUUAUUUAACUACUAGUGUCCGGCGAACUGUCAAAAAAUCCAAACAAAAUUCGAAUAAAUAGUCUACGAAGACUGUACGGAAAAAACCC
Messenger RNA from Sphaeroforma arctica JP610, 2797 nucleotides. RefSeq lists its product as hypothetical. Gene Ontology annotation, molecular function: metalloendopeptidase activity; ATP binding; ATP-dependent peptidase activity. Lineage: Eukaryota; Ichthyosporea; Ichthyophonida. The annotation marks the transcript as partial. The transcript is spliced from 16 exons. Gene Ontology annotation, biological process: protein-containing complex assembly; mitochondrial protein processing. Gene Ontology annotation, cellular component: m-AAA complex; membrane. The record is from RefSeq and is a predicted model, not a curated record.